AUGACCGAGCGUCUCCACCUCGUUCAAUCAACUGCUGGGGUCAUAAAUCAGCCUUCUUUCGUUCAUAGUGUUUGUUGCGAGCGGACACAGGGGCCAACACAAUGUCGGACCAGACAUCUCCGCAGCCGCUCCAGAUACUGCCCGUGGCCUGUGAACAAUGUAGAAGAAGCAAAAGAAAGGUUCGAAACUGCUUACUCUGAUUCAACGUAUAUCCGUAGACUAAAGAACGGCAACAGUGCGAUCGUGUGGCACCCCGAUGCGGAUCUUGUUCCAAAUCCAGACGGAAGUGUACUAUGCCUGAUGUCUUGGAACAGCCUACUGAUCGAACCAAACGUCAACGAAUGCCGAAAGGCAAGGGUUCAGCAGUUGGAAGAUUCGAUACAGAAUCACCUCUCAGAACUCGAAACGCUGAAACAACUAAGUGAUUCAUCCUCGAAAAGUCAACCUCUUCUUACCGAAUCCGCACCUUCCAAUGAGCGUGACAUCGAAGUCUCUACUCCCGUUGUGAUGGUUCAAAGUGAAAGGCCCGACUCUCCUCUUGUUUUACCCUCAUUAACACCUGGAAAACACGAUGCCGUCACUGCUCCUGAGCAUUCGUCUUCAUCUUCUCGGGAGAAAGAAGCUGUCUACCCUCUUAGUGCGGAGGCUAUCGUUUCGCUUAGCAAGAUGAGCGAGAGUAACGAAUAUGGAUUGUUCAACUCGACAUCCGUUGCCUAUGCUAUGUUAGCUGCCGAUGGUGGAAGCCCCUUUGGUUCAUCCGUCUUGAGAUCCAACAUAUUUCAAGACGAUUCGCACAUCUCUCAAGAGCUUGAGUUAUCAAAGAUGUUGGAAAGCUUCUUGUUAAACCAAGGCGAGACCCUCCUUGCUCGCUACGAAAGGAACUGUCACAGCCGGUACCCCUUCAUACAAAUGGACAAGUUGAAUGGAACAAUGGAGUCGUGCAAAGCACAGGGAAGCCUACAACCAAUUCAAAGAGCGACCUCUGCCGAACGGUUCCAUUUCUUCACCGUUAUGGCAAUUGGUCUUGCCAUGGAAGGGCGAAGAAUAUCAUUUGCAGGACAGAUCGAAGGAAACUUGUUCAUGGUGGCCAUAAAUCACCUUGGCGGCAUAUUUAGAUUCUCCGAUCCAAUCGAUCAGGUAAGAGGUUUAUUACUUCUUACAAUCUAUAGCAUGUUCAGGUCAUCGACAGGAAGCACGUGGCAUCUUGCUGGAUUCGCCAUGCGCAUCUGCAUUGCGCAUUCAUACCAUACCGGCGAACAUUCGGAAAAUAUCCAUAAAACGUUCUGGUCUACGUUUAUGCUUGAGCAAACCAUAUGCGAUGCUCUCGAGAGACUCCCCAGUUUGGGCCACGUGGACCUUCUAUCCCAGCCCUGUUACUCCAAUAGAACUGGGAAUAUAAGCUCUGUAGCUGACGAUGCUUGGUCUUAUUGGGUGACCCGUAGCCAACUGCAUGCAAAGCUGAGCAACAACACUGGGGUUUAUUCUUCGUCUACACAAUCCCUUUUCUCCAUAUACCAACUCAAAGCACGUCAGCCGGGUCUACCGCCAGAGAAUGCCUCUUUGGCAACUUCAGUCUUUACGAAAGACGUAGACCAACAGUACCUUUCAGAUCUCAUUUCCUUUAUUUCCCGAAUCAACAGCACCCCAUCUAGAAAACUCGACCAGUUCUGCUUAUUUGUAUCCGCCUUGACAAUCCGCAGACUCACCUCCCUCGAGGACACUCUCCCCUCAUGGCCCACAGGCAUUCUUCUAUUUAGAGCCGGCCUGAUCUGUCUACGAAGCAUGGGCGUCCUUGUCAUAAUUGAGGAUAGCAACAGGCUCGACUUGAUUCUCUCCGACACGCUACGCAAAUGUUCUGACUAUCUAUCGCGUCUUUGUAGUGAAUUCCAGGAAUUAGCUCACUAUAGAGUCAUCUUUGACACUGCCGUCAGCCUGCAUGACUGCACGACGAGUAAAGCAACUCAAUGGACUAUCACUCCCGAGAUCCCCCCAAGUGUAGCGUCUCUCUCAGCGGUACUUGAUCAAAAGCUCUCGAGGCAGGCAUUUGAAGCAAUUCAGGCGGGGGCUUUGCAAAAUGAUGCGUUUAACUCUGAUAUACAUGCCGGGCUGACUCGGUUGGUUUCUGGUAUCUGCUAUGAAUCCGACGAGGAACGUCAGCUAUAUGAUGGGAUAUUUUCCUCGCGGCAAUUAACCAACCUCGCUUAA
This is a messenger RNA of Clonostachys solani, 2205 nucleotides long. The record is from the annotation of a GenBank genome assembly. NCBI's taxonomy places the organism in Eukaryota, Fungi, Ascomycota, Sordariomycetes, Hypocreales, Bionectriaceae.